Messenger RNA from Nothobranchius furzeri (turquoise killifish), 3990 nucleotides. It is a transcript of the gene naa30, whose product is annotated as N-alpha-acetyltransferase 30, NatC catalytic subunit. Gene Ontology annotation, biological process: N-terminal peptidyl-methionine acetylation. NCBI's taxonomy places the organism in Eukaryota, Metazoa, Chordata, Actinopteri, Cyprinodontiformes, Nothobranchiidae. The record is from RefSeq and is a predicted model, not a curated record. Gene Ontology annotation, cellular component: NatC complex. Gene Ontology annotation, molecular function: protein-N-terminal amino-acid acetyltransferase activity.
UCAGUCUGCAGCAGCUCAAAUUUCAAGCUUUCCCCGGUGGUAAAAAGGCGUUGCCAUGGCCUUCACUAGUGUCGUAAAACUUCAUAUUCUGUUGCAAAGAGUUUCGCUGCGAGACUGCUUUGCGGCAGCAGAGAAAUCGAGGGGAAAGCAGUGCAAGCGUUGCCAGCGGAUACGUUACCGCCUCAAAAGUCCUCGGAUUUUCACCAUAGUCGGCAUUUUUUGUCAUAUAUAAAUUGUAUAACCUCUCGGUUUGUGGAUGAAAUCGUGUUUAACGUUUCCCAAGCGUGAAUCUCCACUUUAAUGCAGUGGGAUGGCCACAGUGCCGCCUGGGCCUGGUAACGCACUGCUUUCAUCCCCGGCUGCAGUUUCUCCUUUCUCCGGGGAAGGAAGCGCGGAGGCGGCGGUGGAAGACGGAGAGCAGACCUGCCACGAGGAGGACUGCGUUCCAGUCGGUACAGGGAAGACGUCACAACCGAAAAACGACGUUACAAGGUCGGUCAGGAAGAAGCGGAAAAGCAUGCUAGCUCAAGCUAGCCCGGCGGCGCUGCACCUGAAAGUGCAAGCCCGAGAACAGCAGCAGCUGAACGGCUUGGUCAGUCCCUCGGAGGACCGUGACAGCCAUCAGCAGGAGGAGAGCCGGGCUGACAAUCUCAGCUCGUCCGCGGACAACUGUGACAGCAGCGGCAGCGAGGGGACAGCAGCCGCGACAAAAAAUAAGGAGCACUGCCAACACGAAGGCCCCUUCUCCAAAAACGGCAGUCACUCUCCUCUGAUGAACACCUCCGUGAACGGUAUGCCGGGUUUAACGAGGACUGCGGCGACUCACGACCACACGCUGCCCCCGAGACCGCCCAGCGACGAGCCACCGGACGGCGACGGGCCCCACGGGGAGGUCAGCCUAGCUCAGCCGCUGGCAGCGGACCUGGCCCGGCUCGACCUGAGCGGCUCCUCCGACCGGGCGGACGCGGACAACCACGGCAUCUGCUACGUCCGCUACGAGUCUGAGCUGCAGAUGCCCUGGAUCAUGAGAUUAAUCACCAAGGACUUGUCUGAGCCUUAUUCUAUUUACACGUACAGGUACUUCAUCCAUAACUGGCCGCAGCUUUGCUUUCUGGCCAUGGUGGAGCAGGAGUGUGUCGGAGCCAUCGUAUGCAAGCUCGACAUGCAUAAGAAGAUGUUCCGCCGCGGCUACAUUGCCAUGCUGGCCGUAGACUCGAAACACAGAAGGAAAAGCAUUGGUACUAAUCUGGUGAAAAAGGCCAUCUAUGCCAUGGUGGAGGGGGACUGCGAUGAGGUUGUCCUGGAGACCGAAAUCACCAACAAAUCGGCCCUGAAGCUGUAUGAGAACUUGGGUUUCGUCAGAGACAAGCGGCUGUUCAGAUAUUACCUGAACGGAGUGGACGCGCUGCGGCUCAAACUGUGGCUCCGCUAGCGGCAGGCACACCGGACCGGUGGGGAGGGUGGGACGGGACUGCAGGUGCUGCUCACCUCUAACGCUAUAAGCUCCGCCCUGGUCACUUUGCUCCUACACACAUACACACACACACACACACACACUCGUUUUCUUCACCUCAGAACAACUGCUUAGGCAAACAAAUACUAGACUGAAAUGCCAACGAGACUUUUUUUUUUUUUUUAAUAAAGCUGAAUUUUGUGACGAGGACGAGCGUCUCCGGGGCGCUGAAACACGAGGACAAUGACCAUCCCGCAGUAAUCCGGACAGGAAACGACUCGCAGGACGCAAACGGGAAGGGAAAAAUAUGUCAACUUUAUUUUUGGGUUUCCUUUUUUAACCUCGCCUGUUUGGGGAGGAGGUUGAAGCUUAGAGGAUGUAACGCUUUGUGAUCUUUUAUUUUGUUAUUUUCUUUGCGCGUUUGCUUUUAAUUGACUUUUCUUUGGGGUGUUCCCGUUUUCCUGCUGUCGUUCCCGGGACUGAGGCCUGUGAACACAUCCUUGUUUUUAUUCCCACAUAAGAGCAGGUGGAAAAGUCUACCUACCAAGUCCUCGGUCAUUGCACCAGUCCACUCCAUAACGGCCUCCUUGGUGUCAUUUUAGUGGUUUAGGAAUAUCGUUUCUCCUCUAAUUCACUGCCAGCCUUUCAAAAAGUUUCCAGAAAUUCCCGUGUUUAAAAAAAAAAAAAAAGAGACUCCUUGCCAACAGAGGUGCCGUCAAAAACGUCUGGUAGUUUACUGGUUGCUAGUCUGAAUCCCGUCCAUUCUAAAGUGCCACUCGAUCCCAGCGGGCGCUGCUUCCUGUUAGUCCGCCUCCUGGAAAACCUGCAGAUGCCGGAGUCCCGUGUGCUGUGUCUUCAUGUGGAACUAAACUAGAUGAGAUUUUUUAGCAGAUUAUAUUUUAUGCUUUCGUUUGCUUUCGGUUUAGGAACAUUUUGGCGAGAACGUUGAGCGUUGUUCCAAUACACACUAAUUGGCCGAUAAGUAAUCGCCUUUAGACGAACAAGGUCAGACGCACCUCUCUGACAUCUGCUGCACGUGUGAGUGUGUGUGUGCGUGCACCAUCUCUAGGUGGAGCUCCGAUUUCCAAAGCGUCGGUUGUGUUUUAUUUUGUUUCCAGAACGAACAAAAGCAUCCACACACACCUUUAAUGACUCAAGAGGAUGAUUUAAAUCCCGGGUUGUCGUGUAAUUUCAGCCUCGUUAUCUUCCAAGUUAUCUAGCCGGAUGUUUUUUUUUUUUGUGUGUGUGUGUCGACAGUAUUCCGACAACGGUGCAAAACUCCGAACAAACCUUCAUGGUGCGUUUUAGCUGAAUGACACUACACGCUUUCGGGGUUUAUUCGGCCGAUCUGCCGCCACAUCGAUGGGGGUUUGUGUGUUUGCAGCAACAGAUCAGAUCACUUAUUUUACCUUUUGUCAGAUUUGUAUAAAAGUGUUCUAUUCAUGGAAUGUUUUGAGUGUUUUUUUUCUCCCCCCUCAUUGUUCUGGUUUGAGGCCGACUUGUUUGUUUUUCAGUUUCUGUGCUACUUUAACUCACCCAGAGGUGUGAUGUGAAGAUUUCAAAAACAAUCUGAACACCUUAGAGAUCUAAUAGCUGCUCAUCUGAAACAGUUCACACUGUUGGCGGGUUUUAAAUCCACUGUUUCCUUUGAUCUUUUUCACUGAUGAAGUCAAACCAGAGACUGUUUUAUCCGACUUUGGGAUCCCUCUGAAUCAGCUGUCUGCAGGAGCAGCUUAUUUUAUGUCUUUACACCCAUCUUCAAGGUGGGUUCUUGUGUAAAAGUUUCUAACAGUGACCAUCUUUUCCUGUUUUGGCACGAUUGAUGAGCUAACGGCUAGUCGAAGCGCUGCCAGGAUCAAAGCAGAUUUCUGCCACCAUAGAAGGGCUUCAGCAGCUAAUGCAAAUGUUGUUUUAUAAACAUUCACAUGGAUAUUUUGGCAGAAAUGUUUAGAAAUUCUACCUGGGCCUGUUAAGUUAUGAGAAAUGCCUUCAGACUAGCAGUUAGCUCAUCAGUCUAUCAGGGAUGAGCUAUAACCUUUAGACAGACGAGCUUCAGAAUGGCUAAAAGCAUUUUUUUUUUCCACCUCAGACUUAACUUUGUGGAAUUUAUGAAUCUUUACGGGCGUUGCAGCCGAGUUAUAAUCCAGAUUACAGAUUGAAGGGUUCCAUCGUUAGUGUUUAGCCAUAACUCCCCAGCGGUUUGAGUCCGUUUGGGCCUGACCGCAAGGGCAGUUCUGUUUUAAAUCCCCCCCAGAAAACGGCUCGUCACUCAGAUUUCUUUUCUUUUUUUUUACCAACAACACGACCGACCACACGGGGCUUCCUGCUGGCUUUGUGAUUCGGCCGGCGCCGCCUCCACCGAGAACCUCAAGGCAGGAAAAGGGGGCGAAAUGUUGAGUUUUGCAUGUUUGUUAUCUCUGUUCCUCUUCUACACCCCCGCUGUCUUGUCCUUUUUCUUUAAUCUGGAAAUGCUUUUAUUUAACGUGGGGAAAAGAAACACAGAAAUAAAUUAUUUGAAUUUUUUUAAUGCUGUAAAA